Linum tenue is the source of this 1518-nucleotide messenger RNA. NCBI's taxonomy places the organism in Eukaryota, Viridiplantae, Streptophyta, Magnoliopsida, Malpighiales, Linaceae. The record is from the annotation of a GenBank genome assembly.
GCAGUUCCCUGAAACAGAACAGACCAGGAAAACGCGCGCGCAAAUGCAAGAAGAAAAGAAGAUGAUGGAGGUUCCAGAAGUCCACGGGAUCAAGAACCCAGAAGCGCCAAGCGCAGUGGAUUCCAGCUUCAUCGCAGAUCUCAAACAGACCCAACAGCUCGAUUCAGGGGCCGCCCUUCAGUCAUUUCUCGAUCACAUUCCCAUCAGUUCCGUCCCUGGAAUUCGAAACUCUCCUGAUGUCUUGGUUACGGAGCUGAAAGCCGGAGACACGGUGAAGCACGCGAUGGAGCUAUUGUAUCGCAGGAACGUGUUCGGCGCUCCGAUCGCCGACUCCAUCGACCCUGAAAACAUCACCGGCAGGGCCUCCGAUCGAUACAUGGGUUUCAUCGAUUUCGCCAGGAUGCUUCUUUGGUGUCUCCAUGAAUCUGAAAAGCGGCACGCCAAGAUCACCGCCGAUUUCGACAGCAUUUCCACAAUGCUGCAUGAGAAUCCUGAAAUCGCAGACACGAAGGUCGGAGAGCUGGCAAAGUCGUUUCUUUGGGACCCGUUUUUCCCAGUUCAUCUGGAGGAUACUGUGUUUCAUGUUCUGCUGCUUCUUUGCAAGCACCAGCUCCAAGUUGUUCCGGUUGUAGAGGAGUCUGAGAUUCAAGUCAUUGGCUUUGUCACCCAGAAUGCAGUGAUCCACUUGCUGCUUCGGUCAGCCGGGCUCGAAUGGUUCGAUGCCAUUGCUGACAAGCCUUUGUCAGCCUACCGAGAAGAGCAUGUGGUAAGUGUUUAUGGAGACCAGAGCUUGGCAGAAGCUCUUCACCUCCUAUGGGGAACCCAAAUCGGUGUUAUUGCUGUAGUGAACCGAACAAAUGAGACCAUCAUUGGCUGCAUCAGAAACAGUGACGCCUAUCUCCUUCUAGAGAAUGAUGACCUGUUCCGCAACAGAAAGACAAUAACAGCAGAGGAGUUCAUUCAUACAGAAACAGGAGUGAAUUCAGAUUGUGAUCCUACUAUUCAGAAAGACUUAGGAGCGCUGCUUUCGGCUGGAACGCUGAAACUGAAGAAUAACUUUCUACCAAAGAUGGAUUCAGUAGUUGCCAACACGAGAAGUGACACCCUGAAGCAGGCCAUGAUGAAGCUAUCAGAGACAAACAGCAGUUUCAGCUUCAUCGUUGAUCAAUCGAUGAACCCCACCGGGAUUCUCCUGUCUCGGGAUGUCAUUGUUCAGUUUGCUCCACCUGGCAUGGAUUCAAGCUUUCAAGGAGGAGGGUUUUUCGAGUUUGCGCUUGAGCAAGCUGGUUGCCAGGUGAAGAAUGGCACUGUUGUUUGUGACCAUCAAUCUUCUUCCAGUAGACUUGUCAAAGCUACAGCUGAUAAUGCAUCUUAAAAAUCUAGAACAAGCAGGAAAGUAGGGAUGACAACUGAGAGGAAAUUCGUGAGAUUCCAUGGAAUUCAAGUUGUACUUUCCACGUAAAUUAUUCUUGUAAACCAGCAGAAGUGUACCUGCUGCCUCAAUUCAUAGGAAAUCAA